Brachypodium distachyon (stiff brome) is the source of this 1752-nucleotide messenger RNA. RefSeq lists its product as uncharacterized. The record is from RefSeq and is a predicted model, not a curated record. Bases 310 to 1566 code for a protein of 418 amino acids. The transcript has 3 exons. NCBI's taxonomy places the organism in Eukaryota, Viridiplantae, Streptophyta, Magnoliopsida, Poales, Poaceae.
CAUUGACCCCAGCAUUAAAUCAAAACGAAGUCUUUGCAGCUCCAUAACCGCACCGCGUGAUUCUGGUCAAGAAACCGCACCGCGUGAUUUGCUUUCUCUUUUUCUGUUUAAAAGUGUUGCUGCGCUCCAGGCUUGGAGCUGCAUUCAAGUUUCUGGCAAUAAGCAAGUCCAUCUUCUUCAAGAUCUCCAGCUUGUGCCCUUAAAAAGAGGAGAGGUAAUUAAUUAAGGAGGAGGAAGCUAAUUGAUUAACCAAGUUGAUCGUCGGACAUAUUGUUUCCUUGCUGUCUCUGAUUCUCGGUUUUAAUUGAGAUGGUCGAAUUGACGAGCCGUUGCGUUACGUAUGCGGAAGGAGUGGUGACAAUGUCGAGCACGUUGCUUCUGGCGAUCGUUUUCAAGGACAAGUGGAAAAGCAACCAAGGAGUAGACGAUGCUGAUGAUCACAUUCUAAUCGGUGUCCUCCUUGCUGCCGGUGCUACUCUCGUGAUCGGCAUCUGCCCUUCGCUUGCCUGCUCUGUCACCGAGAGAUUCCCCACGGCAUGCGCAAGGUGGCCGUCCGUGACCAGGGUUCUGGCUGCAACCUUAUCCACGGCUUGCCUCCUCGCCCUUGCUUGCUUCAUUUCACUCGCCGUCAUCCCCAAUCUAAUCGUGGGCUCUUAUGUUGGACUGGUGGUGCUUAUUUUCCUGGUUCGACUCUACGUGUGUUGUUGUCAGCCGGCACGGGAUGAAGAAGAAAACGCCCAUUGGCAACUCCGCAGAAGCGCCUCCUCCAGGGAAAGAGAAGCCAAGCAGAUCCGCACCAUAGUCGACAAGUCACACGAGUUCUUGUCCGGUGUCACAGGGAUACUCUUCAUCGGCUUGGAAGGCAUGGCAUUGGAAGGCAUUCGCAUGGCAUUUGAAGGCAUGGGAUCGGCCAAGAUAAAAAACGACAUGACAUUGCAAGGUCUGGUCAUUGCACACGGGGCUGCAGGCGUUCUGAAGUUGCACGUGGCGAUCAGCCUCUUGCUUUGCGUUAUUGGUGUCAUCCUCAUGUUCAUCCAGAUGAAUCUGAUCCCUCUUCAUGCGGAUGCGGGCACCAAGAAGUUCGUGUAUGUGGCCGACCUCGUCAUGACCAUUGGCACAGGCGUACUGCUGACGACCAUCAUGACGGCACUCAUGGGGGUUAAAGGGUUCUUGUUCUGGACCUCUCCAUGCAUAAUCUACAUGUUGGUGCUGUUUGGCGCCGACGACCAAGGCGAAGGAGACCAAGAAGCAGAGGAUAAACCAGCGGCGCCGCUGGGGCUGACCAAAGUCACCUUCACAGGAUUCUUCGUCGUGUCGAUAAAAGCCAUCAGCGGCGGUUCGCCCAGCGAGUGGAGUCAGUGGUUCCUGCUGUUCACGGCCUCAGCCAUUGCUUCAGGCGUGUUGUGGAGGCUCCUGACGCACGCGCCUAGCAAAAGCAUCUUGGGAAAGAAAGCUGCCGACGAGGCUGCCAACGUCGCUUCCUUCCUCACGCAUUUCUGCGUCGCAGUUGCUGCCGUCCUGUUCGCGGUCAGGGCCUGGGAAACUGUAACAACCAACAGGAACUGAUUGAACUACAGUGCGCCUGUAUGCACAUGUACACGUCAUAUCACUUGCAUUUGUUUUUCCUUUUUUUGGGUCGUUAUUCGUGUAUACAAACAAUAAUAGGUUCACGCUUCCCUUAUUAAUUGGGAUGCCUUUUUAAUUAGCAAUGUUGAAGUUUAAUUCAUCCAGUCUUUCAAAUCAGUUUUAAUA